Molecule: messenger RNA, 2157 nt
Organism: Armigeres subalbatus
Lineage: Eukaryota; Metazoa; Arthropoda; Insecta; Diptera; Culicidae
Gene: Rcc1
Product: regulator of chromosome condensation
Exons: 5
Coding region: 211-1755 (514 amino acids)
Cellular component (GO): cytoplasm
Molecular function (GO): guanyl-nucleotide exchange factor activity
Source: RefSeq, a predicted model, not a curated record
CCGGCGUUGAAAUUUUUAUUCAUGGCCGCCACUAGCCAGAUGCAUUCCAUCAUGGUGACUAGCUCCACUCGAUGAUCAAUUUUGCUUGUUUUUAGUUCUAUUGGUAGAAAUGACAUCGAAACUUUAAAAAAGAUUCAAAGCUGUUUAACAAUUUGUGAGAUUUGUACUGUUCAGUGAAAAUAAAAACAGAUUGCUACAAGUUAGGACAAAAUGGGUCGUGGAAAACCAAAGCGUGAAAAUCCCAGCAAUGGAGACGCACCAGCAGCCAAAGUCGCUCGAACCAACACUACAAAAUUCGAACUUCCGCUUCCCGAACUCCCAAAGCCAUGUGGAAAUGUUCUUGCGUGUGGCCAGGGUGAUGUGGGCCAGCUGGGCCUCGGUCCUGAUGUGAUGGAAAAGACAAGACCCGCACUGGUUGACAGCUUGAAAGACGUUGUCCAGAUAUCGGCCGGUGGAAUGCACAAUCUAUGCCUGAAUCGGAAGGGAGAGGUAUACUCAUUCGGAUGUAACGAUGAAGGUGCAUUAGGACGGGCCACAGCGGACGAAGAGGGCUCGGAAGCUGAGCCGCGAAAGAUCCAGCUGCCUGCACCGUGCUUGAAGAUUUCGGCCGGCGAUUCACAUUCCGCCUGCCUGCUCAACGGCGGACGGGUCUACGCUUGGGGAUCAUUUCGGGACUCGCACGGAAACAUGGGCCUAACCUUGGAGGGAAACAAGCGUCUUCCGGUCGAGGUGGUUCCCGGCCUCAAAGCAGUUGACAUCGCAUCCGGCGGAGACCAUUUGGUUAUCCUGAGUGAAAACGGUCACGUGUACACAGUUGGUUGCGCCGAGCAAGGCCAACUAGGGCGUGUUUCUACUCGUGCCGCAUCCGGGGAAUCUCGACGUGGUAAAACCGAUCUUCUUCAGCCAGGCAUUGUUACAUUAAAAGGCAAGAAAGUCUUAGCGGAUGCUAUUUGGGCAUCUAACUAUUGUACAUUCUUCCGGGAUCGCAAUACAGCCAAGAUUUUUGCUUUCGGUUUGAACAACUACUGCCAGUUGGGUAUUCCGAAUCCCAGUGAAAAUGUUGUAAAACCGGUAUUCGUACCGGAGCAGACAAGCUUCACUGAUGUGAAAAUCAUCGCCGGAGGGCAGCAUCACACGCUAGUUUUGAAAACCGACAACAAAGUACACGUCAUUGGCCGUAAAGAAUACGGCCGCCUAGGCUUGGGCGAUUUAAAGGAAGACGCAAAAACCGUGACGCCAGUGAAUGCCUUAGCAGAUAAGAAUGUGGUUGACAUAUGCUGUGGAGAAAGCGUGUCCUUCGCCGUAACAGAUAAAGGAGAAGUUUACGCAUGGGGAAUGGGCUCGAAUCAACAGCUUGGGACCGGUGAGGAGGAGGAUGAAACUACUCCGGUACUCAUUAACAGUAAACAAGUUCAAGGCAAGCGGAUUAUUGGGGUCUCAAGCGGUGGACAGCACAGCUUGUUCUUGGUUGAAGAGAAACCCUCAAAGGAUCCAGUAUCCAAUGCUAAGCCUAGUGCAAACGCAACUAAAAACUCCAAGGAAGCCCAAAGCACUGACAAAUUUGCGCCUGAUGAGGAGGACAAACCUAAAACGAAUGGUGCUUCAGGUUCAGUUGUCAAGGAUGAGACAAACGGUAGCGCAAAGGCACAGGAAGUCAACGAGAAGGAAAAGCCACAAGCCGAAACUAGUGAGACUGAAGCAGCAGCAGAGCUCGCGAAAAAGCCAGCCGGCCGGGGACGCAAACGGAAACUGUGAACGCACCGAGGAAUCGGACACGAAUCUUCGGGACUAGUUAGACCUGUUCAGUACUAGCGAUUUUCUAGGCUUAAUUAGAAACAAUUAGGUAUGUUAGAAACUAAGUGUUUAGUUUAGAAAACAAUCAUUGUUUUAUCCUAUGGUAACGUCUAACUCGACGAUGUUUGUUCUGUAUUAGUUUUCUUAUCUUUCUGUUGUUUCAUUUCCAUUUCUACAUGCUAAUGUUUCUGUUUCUAUUUAAUUCACGCAUUCAUAUCUUUCAAAAAACGCAGAUUAGAGAGGGACAAUCUGAUAAGGGAGAAUAAAUAAAAUGACGUACAUUCUAUUACGUUGAAUAAAAAUGAACAUAAUUUAUUAAAAUCAUCACUCUUUAAAAAGUUGAAAUAAAAUCUUAUAAAACAA